CAGUUCAGUUCUGUAAGUGCGACUGUACGUACACCGAUUACUUCAGUCCAGUGCUAGUGUAGUGCAUGUGUUACUUUGACAACGCAGUUGUGGUUUAUUUCUUGGAUACGAUUCUGAUGGUCUGAUAUCAAAUGAUGGUGGCAGAGUUCAUCACUCGACAGAGUGGGUCACCCAUCAACGGGGAAACACCAUACAGUCACAGUGCUCCAGGGAGCCAUAGUAGCAACAGCAACAGCAGCUCCGGGAGUCUGCAGACGUCCCAACCCUCCAACCAGUACUGCUCUGCAGAUCACCUCUUCAACACGGACCAUGACAAUAACAGUACGGAGACCAACUACCCAGCAGGCUUCGACAUCGCCUCACAACUUCAGAGGAAGGAGCUUUUCUCCCAAAGGAAACAGCGGGAAUUCAUACCCGACAAUAAGAAAGACGAGAGCUACUGGGACAGGAGAAGAAGAAACAACGAGGCUGCCAAACGCUCCAGAGAAAAGAGAAGGUUUAACGAUAUGAUCUUAGAGCAGAGAGUAGUCGAGUUGAGCAAAGAAAACCAUCUUCUCAAAGCUCAGUUAGCGGCUAUAAAAGAUAAGUUCGGAAUAAACGGAGAGAAUGUGGUCAGUGUGGAACAAGUCAUGGCGACUUUGCCGACAAACGAACAAGUAUUGAAUAUCGCCAAGCGAGCUAAGUUGGCCGGCUGCCCCCCGACAACUGGGCCCCUAAUGUACCCUCCAGACCCGAACCCCAUCCCCACCCCCGUCAUACACAGACCAGUCAACACGCAUACGCCACCAACUCACGGACUCAUCUUCCAACGUGAAAUGCACGAACAAGAUAGUUAUAACGAGCCAGAGCCGUACCCAUACCCGUUCCACCCAGUACUGCCACCCCUUCAUCCACCUGCAUUGGAAGCCGCUGGCAACAGCGUGUUGAAUCUGAGCAGGAGUAGGAGCCGAACGUCCUCACCUUACGAACUAUCCAGUGGUAGCGGAGACGAAGGCUGCGUACCGAUGCAACUGAUGGCACCCAACAAUAGUCUUCCACACAAAUUGCGCCACAAGAGUCAUCUAGGAGACAAGGACGUGGCAGCGACGGCUCUGCUCUCCCUGCAGAACAUCAAGCAGGAGCCAGGGUCUCGCGCCAGUCCGCCUUGGGACGCAGAGGGCAGUAGCGAUGAGAGAGACUCCGGUAUCUCUCUAGGAGCCGAGUGGGGCCGACCUAACACCACACCUCCAUCCACCGAGUCUCCGGACGACUCACACCUCAAGUCUGAGGUCGCCAGGUUAGCAUCCGAGGUCGCAAAUCUCAAGAGCAUCUUAUCGAGGAAGAAACCCGCUCCUCAUACUACUAUUACUGUUAAUUAAUUAUGUUUCUCUCUCCUAUAAAUGAUUUCCAGUGUUUUAUUAUUUAUUGAUUACUUAAGACUCUAUUUUUUAUUUUUUUAACAAAUGUACAGUAUUUAAUUAUUUCUAAGAAUUAAUAUUUUCCAGUCGGAAAUGAAAGUGUACUUUAUGUAUUAAUGUUUUGUAAAUAUCUCAAUUUGAUUUGUAUCUGUUUUGUAUUUAUAUUUGUAGUGUUAAUUUGUUAUUUGUAUGCAAAUUCUUCUUUAAACUGUUUAAAUUAUUGCCAUGGUUGUAAACUAUAUAUGUAAGACCUAUUGUAUAUAUGUUAGAAACGCUAUUUAAUAUUUAAAAUCAGUUGGCGCGAGAUGAGAUUUUGUAUGGUGUAAUUGUACGUUCUGUGAUAGCCUCAUAGUGUGAUCCGGAUCAAUAUUUUUCUAUGGAAUAUACUUUUAGAUUGUAUUAUAAAAUAAAGAAUGUAGAGUAUAAUAUCCUAAAAAUAAACUAUAUCUCUCAAUUGGUGAAGGGGCACUUAAAAAUGUUAACUUAGUCCUAGUCAAACAUUUUAACCAAAAACCUUAAUUAUCUUAACUUUCACUCUUCUGUGAUCAAAAAGUAUCUAAUUUUUUUAUUUUAUUUUGAUGAGUAAAUAUGCUUACCUGGAAUUAAAGAAAUGAAUAGUCUAGUGUUGGAUGAUAGAUUUUCUGCUAACUUUUGCUAAAUUUAUUUAAAGUUAUUAAAUUCAACAUUUUAAAACAUAUCAUUAGUAUCAAUUUGAUUUAUUCUUGCUAAUUUUCAAACAUAGAAAAAAACUCUCCUAAUCAAUGGGGAAAGGUAUAAUUUUAAUAAACCAUUCCAACUUUCUAAAAGAUUGAUCUGCUGUUCAUUCUCACGUUCUAAGUUGAGAACAAAAACUGUUUUAAAAUGUUUGCCUCAUUACUUAAAUUAAGAAUUGAUCAUUCCAGCCCCUUCACCACAACUUAGAUGUAAACCAACAAAAGUGCUCUUAAUUGAAAACAAAAUGGGAUCAGCUUCAAGUAAUAGUUAAUUUAAUUGUCAAAGAAAUCAAUCUAUGGUAAUCCCUAACUAAGAGCAAAAUAAGAGUUUUUUUACAACUAAGAUCGCACGCUAAAAAUAAAAGACGUGAGCCAAUAUUUAAGUAAAUUAACAAUCAAGAACUGAUAUUAAUUAUUAAAGAAAAUACCAUAUUUGUAAUAUAAAAAUCGAAUUUGAAAAAAAUUUUAAAACUCAGGUCAAAUUGGUUUACACGUUUGGUAAAUUAAAUCCUCUUUAAAGGCAAAACCCUAGGAAGUAUAUUAAAUUCUUUAUUUUGGUAAAAAAAAUCUAUAGUUGAUCCAAAUACCUAAGUCUACAAUAAAUCAUUUCAGUGGUUCAAGCGAAGAACCAUUUAAAAUAUAAUUUAUGAUUUUGCAAAGAUCCUAUAGUUGAAGCGAAUUUAAUCAAGAGGCUACCCUUGGUAAAUUUUAAAUUUAGUUACAAGAACACUCAAGUCCAAUGAAAGAUUGUCAAGAACCCAUGUAAACAGCCGAGCCGUGUCUUAAUAUUUCCAUCUCGGACCACCAAAGAGAGUUAAACAUGAUGAUGUUAUAUUAUACCCAGUUUUAAGCAAACAUUUGUAAGUAGUCGGCAUUUUUAUAGCAUUAAUUUUGAAGUUUUACUUUUCAUCUACCCAUAUAUCUAAUGGACUAUACGCUAGUUUGUACAACUGUCUUUUACACACAAUUACAAGACUGUUACAUUAGUUUUGAAAAUUAUAAUGUACGAUACCGAGAUGAAAAUUAUUUUUAUAUUAGACGCUAUAUUUUUUUAAUAAAGUAAAUUACAAUUUUGAUGUUUAGUAAUUCGUGUUUUGUUUUUGCAUUAUAUUUUCAAUAGCUUCUCAUAUGUGCUAAAUACUAAAACGUGUAAGCUUUUUUUAUUUGUGUUUAGUGUGCCUGGAUCUUUUCUGUUAUAGUCGAACAUUCUUUUUGUAUACGGUGAUUUUCAUUGCUUUAAUGUGGUACAGACGGUAAUUAUAAUUGUAUUUGUUACAUGUAUUUAUUUAAUUAAAAACUAUUUUAAUGGUUA
Molecule: messenger RNA, 3422 nt
Organism: Macrosteles quadrilineatus (aster leafhopper)
Lineage: Eukaryota; Metazoa; Arthropoda; Insecta; Hemiptera; Cicadellidae
Product: NFIL3 like protein-like
Exons: 2
Coding region: 132-1358 (408 amino acids)
Biological process (GO): circadian rhythm; regulation of DNA-templated transcription
Cellular component (GO): nucleus
Molecular function (GO): DNA binding; DNA-binding transcription factor activity
Source: RefSeq, a predicted model, not a curated record